UUUUUUUUUUUUUUUUUUUUUUUGAAAUAAAAAAGCAAAUUUUUUUUUGUUUCUUUUAAACAGAUUAUUUUUAACUUUCUUCCUUCAUUAUUUUUAUAUCAAUGCCUGGUAAAGAAUUACAAAUUCCUAACCUUCAUCCUUCACAUCGAACUACUAGUCGAUAUGACGGACAGGACGCUGAGCUUAGCAGUUCAUUUACAGGACGCCUUGAAUCAUUUGUUGGAUCGUAUUCUAGAACAUCAUUAAUGCACAUGGCUGAAAAUGUGGUAGUUCCUGAAGGAGGCAUGACAGACGAUGAAGAUGACCAUUCAUCCUUGCACUCGAGUUAUUUGCCUCGGUAUGAAAAUACUUCGAGGCGAAAUUCGGAUGGUACGAUUCAUGAAAGAACGCCCUUAUUUCCUAAUCUCCAAAAGAUCGAUACUUGCAAUAGUAUAAUGACAGUAGCGGAUAAUUAUCCUUCCACCCAAGUGACACAUGCAAAAUCUUCUUUUACACAAAGCAUAUUUAAUUCUAUCAACAUAUUGAUUGGUGUAGGCAUCCUGGCCUUGCCCUUGGGUUUUAAAUGUGCUGGCUGGUUAGUGGGCGUUUUUGUAUUUGCCUUUUGUUUUGGUUUGACAAAUUACACUGCUAAAUUACUAGCUAAAUGUUUGGAUGCGGAUCCAGACUCACGGACCUAUGGAGAUAUGGGUUCAUACGCUUUUGGUAUUCGAGGAAGAUUCUUUAUAUCUAUUCUUUUCUUGACCGAAUUAGUCACUUGCAGUGUUGCACUAGUUGUCUUAUUAAGCGACGGUAUCGAUUCUUUGUUCCCUGGUCAUGAUCCCAUUUUUUAUCGUCUCGUUUCCUUCUUAAUUCUUACGCCUACCUUGUUUAUACCUGUACGUCAUUUGUCUUACACAAGUUUACUUGGUAUCCUCAGUGUAUUUGCCUUAUUAGUGGUGAUUAUCUAUGAUGGUUUAUCUAAAGAAGAAGCCCCUGGAAGUUUACACGAAAUGGCUGACACCUCAUUCUUUCCAGAAGAUUGGAUGACCGUGCCAAUGAGUUUUGGUUUGAUUAUGGCUGGCUUUGCAGGACAUGCUGUAUUCCCGACAAUUUAUCGGGAUAUGAACACACCAAGAGAUUUCAAUCAAAUGGUCAAUUAUACCUAUGUUGUAACAUCAAUAGUUUACAUGACAGUGGCUGCCUGUGGAUAUGCCAUGUUUGGUUCUGCUACAAUGCAAGAGAUUACACAAAACCUUGUUACGAUUCCACAAUAUAAUCAAGUAUUAAACCGUCUUGCUGUCUGGUUGAUUGCGAUGAACCCUAUCGCCAAAUACGGCCUAACCUUAAAUCCUGUAGUACUCAGUUGGCAAUUAGGCUUACAAAAUAAUCAAGCUGUUGAACAUUGGUUUUCUAGAGGCAGCUGGAGAAAACCUGUAGUGAAAACACUUGGUGUGAUUUUAACAUCCGCCUUUAUUGUCGUACUUGCUUAUUUGUUGCCUAAUUUCGACAAAAUCAUGUCUUUGCUCGGUGCCUUCUUUUCGUUUGUUAUCUCUGGCAUCUUUCCCAUGAUGUGUCACUUGAAGUUGUUUGGGGACACCAUUUCUAGAAAAGAAAUUGUUCUCACCUGGACUUUAAUCACCAUCGCUGCUAUUAUGGGUAUUACCGGUACCAUAUGCAGUCUUUUAUAGAUACACACCCACAUAUUACCACACGCCAUU
This is a messenger RNA of Mucor mucedo, 1697 nucleotides long. Its product is annotated as transmembrane amino acid transporter protein-domain-containing protein. Lineage: Eukaryota; Fungi; Mucoromycota; Mucoromycetes; Mucorales; Mucoraceae. The record is from RefSeq and is a predicted model, not a curated record. Gene Ontology annotation, cellular component: vacuolar membrane. Gene Ontology annotation, molecular function: amino acid transmembrane transporter activity. Gene Ontology annotation, biological process: amino acid transmembrane transport. The transcript is spliced from 7 exons. The coding region runs from base 102 to 1667 and encodes 521 amino acids.